AUGAGUUCGACCCAAGAAAUCAGUGCAGAUGGUGUAAGCAGUUCUCCAGACGACAUUACCGAUACCUGGGCCAUACUUCGUCAAGCAUAUGACAGUCACGAUGAUUUCAUCGAUAGAUUGCAUCAACUUGAACGAAGGGCCGAAUGGAUGAGAUCGAGUAUCCGCCGAAUGGAUGAGAUAAUGACGGCGCUAGCCCGAAUUUGUAAUCCUUAUGGUAGUCUGUCUGACGCAACCGUCUCAAACUAUCUGGAAAAGAGGAGCAGACCGAGUUGUGGUGGAGUUGGCGAUGGUGAAGGAAUCAUAUGCGUUGUCUGCCAAGACCGGCUUCAUUGUCACGACGAUGGUGGUGAGGGGAUGAUGAUGAUUGCAACGCUUGGAUGCGGACAUGAGUACCAUGUUCCCUGCAUCAAGCAGUGGCUGCUACGGCAGAACGUUUGCCCCCUGUGCAGAACCCUAACGGUGCCCCUCUGA
Molecule: messenger RNA, 471 nt
Organism: Sesamum indicum (sesame)
Lineage: Eukaryota; Viridiplantae; Streptophyta; Magnoliopsida; Lamiales; Pedaliaceae
Source: RefSeq, a predicted model, not a curated record